Molecule: messenger RNA, 1491 nt
Organism: Gossypium raimondii (Peruvian cotton)
Lineage: Eukaryota; Viridiplantae; Streptophyta; Magnoliopsida; Malvales; Malvaceae
Exons: 4
Coding region: 1-1491 (496 amino acids)
Source: RefSeq, a predicted model, not a curated record
AUGGGUGUUGUUAAAUUGGAUGAUUCACCUAAGACAGAGAAUCUGUUACCUGAUUAUAAUGGAGUGAACAUGAUAGGUGAGAGCAUGGGUAGAAGAAUCAAGGAAGAUACUGCAGAAGUGAAAAUUCCUUUGAGAUGGGUCUGGAGGAAGAUGGUAGGAAGGGGGUUAUUUGUUUUGGAUUCAGAGAGAAGCUUUGAAGGGGUGGAAAACUACUGCAUGAUGGAUGACAAGGAAAUGGAGUUUUACGAAGAAGUUAAGGAGGAAGGGAGUAUCUGCACCUCCGAAUCCACGAAGGUUCCAAGAGUAGCACAGCCUGUGGUCAUCAUCUCGCGACCAAAGAAUGAUGAAGUAAGAAUGCCAGUAAUGCCAAGGAUCAUAAUAAAGAAACCUGCAACCUUUUCUUACCAAGAUAGUAGGAAGGUUCCAUGGAACUACAAGUGCAAUACAACUGUCCCUGGAAAGGAGACUACAAAGGACCAAGAUGUGAGUGCUUAUCUAGAACCUGUGCAAGGAAGGGCCAUAACAGUGGAACAAAAAGGGAAAGUAGCUGAGCCUUUGCAUAAACAACCUGCUCGCAUAUCCGUACUGGCCUUGCUCUUGAAUUUAGAAGUACAUCGUAGUGAUUUGAUGAAGGUGUUGAACAAAACCUAUGUAGCCAACGAUAUUUCUGUCAACAAACUGGAUCGGUUGGUCAAUAAUAUCAGCGCUGAUAACUUCAUAUUCUUCAACAAUGAUGAGAUACCACCUGGGGGUAUGGGGUCUACUAAGGCUUUGCAUAUUACCACACGAUGCAAGGGGUAUACUUUGCCAGGAGCCUUGAUUGACAAUGGAUCAACUUUGAACGUGUUACCAUUAUCCACACUUAACAAGCUUCCUAUAGACAGCUCGCACAUGAAAACAUGCCAAAAUAUAGUGAGGGCAUUUGAUGGUACAGAAAGGAAAGUCAUGAGAAGAAUUGAGAUACCCUUAUUGAUUGGCCCAACAGUUUUUGAGGUGGAUUUUCUUGUGAUGGACAUCAAACCCUCCUACAAUUGCUUAUUAGGGAAACUAUGGAUACAUUCAGCAGGGGCCGUAUCGUCAUCAUUACAUCAGAAAUUAAAGUUAGUGGUAGAAGGUCGGCUGGUGACAAUAAACGCCGAAGAGGAUAUUAUAGUGGCUGUAUCCAAUGAGGCGCCGUAUGUGGAGACCAAUGACGAGUCGGUGGAAUGCUCAUUCCGAUCUCUAGAGUUUGUAAAUGCAACAUUUGUUCUUGAAGGGAGCAAAAUCCCGGUACCUAAAAUAUCCAAAACUACAGAGAUGGGGUACAAGCCAGACAGAGGACAGAGAAAGAAGGAGUUGGAAAGAAGACAAGAAAGACGAAGGGCGCGUCUAAGUGGGGAGGAAAUCAAAUGGGAGCCAAUGAUAAGUCCCCACAAAUCCAAAACCUUCAUAUCUGGAGGGAUGCACAUCAAUGCCAUAAAUGAGGAUGCAAAUGAAGGGGGAGUUUGUUAG